This is a messenger RNA of Kwoniella botswanensis, 1626 nucleotides long. RefSeq lists its product as uncharacterized. The transcript has 13 exons. Bases 1 to 1626 code for a protein of 541 amino acids. Gene Ontology annotation, cellular component: membrane; endoplasmic reticulum. Gene Ontology annotation, biological process: GPI anchor biosynthetic process. The record is from RefSeq and is a predicted model, not a curated record. Lineage: Eukaryota; Fungi; Basidiomycota; Tremellomycetes; Tremellales; Cryptococcaceae.
AUGAGAGUUUUUUGGCCAAGCAGUGGGAUCCAGACAAAUGAGGGACUCGUUGUAGGGUGGAGGAUUGAGAAUACUCUAUGUGUGGUGGACAUUGUGGAUAGUUGGAUCAAUGGGCACCAAGAUCUACACAAGGCGACAUUGGCAGCAGGAACCCAUUGCCCUCUCAGCUUGCUGGGGCAUGCUCAGCCUGCUCACGCGACAAAGACAGGUUCAGGAGAAGGUAUCACGUUCUGGCUGAACAAGGGUAAAAUACCUAUCUCAUUCUCAGAACCGAUUCAAGUGGUAGUUUACACCCCACCUGAUCCGACUCGUCUGCGUUUUCUUCGGACCUUGACACCCUUCACAGGGAUUAAGAGCCAGGCAAUGGCAGGUCAAGAUGGAUACGGCGUAAGCCGGACAUCCUCUACAGUAAGAGAAGAUAUCGACGAGGUCAUAAGCCUCAUCAACGUAUCGAAGGUCGCUCAAAGGGUAUUAUCCAGUAUGGCUACCUCGGAAUCUAGGGGAAACCCAUUCAACAGUAAUCAGCUGAACUGGUCACCAAGUGUCUUUCAUCUCGUUGCGAUACUAUUUCUCCCACUAAGAAUCUGCGCACAGACCUUGUACCUCAUGCUCAACUAUCACACAUCGAUUGGAUCACUCCGAUCUUCCAGCUCUACCAUCGAUCAAGUUGCUUUGCGCCUUUCACAAGGCUUACAAGGACCCGAACGGUUUAUGAGUACCCGACAAGUUGGUCUAGGCAUUGAAAUUAGAUCGGAGAGAUACAUCCAAUUUUGGAAUACGGUAUGGCUAGUCUUUAACGAUGUGAUAUUGGGCUAUUCGGCAAGACAGGUUAUACUCUUAUAUUCACCUUUUGUUCAGCACUUGAUCAUUUCAUCUAUCAAAAAAUAUCUCGUUGAACCGCCUAUCAUCGCUUUAAAAUGGCUGAAUGACUGGCCAGUAGGACUGAAAUUGAACACUCCCCUGAGUCAGUUCUUCUGUACAGGGUUGGGUUUGGUCAUGCAGCAAUGGGGAGAUAUAAUGAUACCGCACCUGGAUACUCUCCUACCCUUGAUCAUCCGGCUUUUCGCCCUUUCUUCCCUUGGUGGUCUGACUCUCACUCUAUCCUUACUCAAAGAUACGAUCACCAUCCUCACAUCGCACUUGUAUCUCUGUCAUAUAUUGAUGAGAUACAUCUUCAAUUGGCAAUUAGAGUCGUUGAGCGGUUUAUGGAACCUUUUCCGAGGUAAAAGGUGGAAUGUUCUUCGACAAAGAACGGAUUCGUACGAAUAUGAUGUAGAUCAGCUGUUCUUGGGUACUUUGCUUUUUACCGUAUCAGCUUUCCUGUUUCCUACGGUUUUGACGUACUACGGCUUGUUCGCUUUGUUCCGAGCUACUACCGUUAGCUCGCAGAUGGUACUCACAUGGGCUGUCGCCGCUUUGAACGCGUUUCCGCUGUUUGAAUUGAUGUUGAGGAUCAAGGAGCCUUCGAGAUUACCUGCCGGUGUUCACAUUAAGCUCAAGCCUGUGAGUGGUGAGGGUAUUGGAGAAAACAGCGACGGAAGACUAGCGAUAACUCAUGUACUGGAACUCAAGAAUUCGCCCAAAACCUUAUCAGACAUCCUGUUUCCAUCAUCCACUCAAUCAUAG